This is a messenger RNA of Sorex fumeus (smoky shrew), 7323 nucleotides long. It is a transcript of the gene PIK3C2A, whose product is annotated as phosphatidylinositol-4-phosphate 3-kinase catalytic subunit type 2 alpha. The record is from RefSeq and is a predicted model, not a curated record. The transcript has 33 exons. Gene Ontology annotation, cellular component: cytoplasm; plasma membrane; phosphatidylinositol 3-kinase complex. Gene Ontology annotation, molecular function: phosphatidylinositol binding; 1-phosphatidylinositol-3-kinase activity; 1-phosphatidylinositol-4-phosphate 3-kinase activity. Bases 174 to 5240 code for a protein of 1688 amino acids. Lineage: Eukaryota; Metazoa; Chordata; Mammalia; Eulipotyphla; Soricidae. Gene Ontology annotation, biological process: phosphatidylinositol-mediated signaling; phosphatidylinositol-3-phosphate biosynthetic process; cell migration.
CGGCGGCAGCGGCGGUGGCGGCGGCGGCUGAGGUCGGGGGGGGGCGGGAAAUGUCUCGAAGCUCGGCGGCCGUGGCGGCUCGGGCUGUGCUAGCGGCGGAGGCUCGGGGGGCUUAAGGUCUUUAUAUUUUGGAAGCUACAAGAUUCGAAGAAAGUUUGGUCUUUCAAGUGGUCAUGGCUCAGAUUUCCAGCAAUAGUGGAUUUAAGCAGUGUUCAUCUUCACAUCUGGAACACACAAGAACAAAAGAGGUAGACAAAGAAGAAGCAUUACAGAUGGAAGCAGAGGCUUUGGCUAAACUGCAAAGGGAUAGACAAGUCACUGAUAAUCCAGCGGGCUUCACGUUGUCAAAUAGCACCAAACAAAAAGCACAAGUUUAUAACAAACAGGAUGAUCUCAUGGUGUUUCCUGAAUCAGACACCCAAAAAAGAGCAGUGGAUAUUGAUGUCGAAAAGCUCACCCAAGCAGAACUGGAGAAACUAUUGCUGGACGACAGUUUCGAGACUAGGAGAACACCUGUCUUGCCAGUCACUCCUGUUCUGAGCCCUUCAUUUUCAGCACAGCUCUAUCUUAGACCAGCUCUUCAGAGAGGACAGUGGCCACCUGGAUUGUCUGGACCUGCCACUUACACUUUACCUUCUAUUUAUCCGUCAACUUACAGUAGUAAACAGACUGCAUUCCAGAAUGGCUUAAGUCCCGGGAUGCCCACCACUUUUCCUUCUAACGAGCCAUUAUAUUUAAGUCUUCCGGGACAGUCUCCGUACUUUUCAUAUCCUUUGACACCAGCCGCUCCUUUUCAUCCACAAGCAAGCUUACCUAUCUACCGCCCAGUGGUCAGUCCUGACAUGGCAAAGCUGUUUGACAAAAUAGCUAGCACCUCCGAAUUUUUAAAAAAUGGAAAAGCCAGGACUGAUUUGGAGAUCAAUUCAAAAGCUACAAUGAGCAAUCUUCAGGUAUCUCCGAAGUCUGAAGAUAUUAGUAAAUUUGACUGGUUAGACUUGGAUCCUCUCAGUAAGCCGAAGGUAGACAAUGUGGAAGUGUUGGAACAUGAAGAAGAGAAAAUUGUGUCCGGUUUGCUAGCGGAGGAUCCCUGGGAGGCUGUUCUUCUUGAAGAGAGAUCACUAGCAAAUAGUAACCAUGAAAGAAAGGUGAAUGGAAAAUCUCUUUCUGGAGCAACUGUAACAAGAAGCCAAUCUUUAAAUAUUCGAACAACUCAGCUUACAAAAGUCCAGGGCCAAAUAUCUCAGAAAGAUCCAAAUGGGACCAGUAAUUUGCUGACUGGAAGAUCUUGUCGACGAGAAAUUGAAGUACAGAAUGGAGAGGUUACAGCUUUUUGUCAGUCCAUUACAGAAUUGAAAACCAACUUUCCAUAUACCAACCGCCACACAAACCCAGGCUACUUGUUAAGCCCUGUCACAGUGCAAAGAAAUGUAUGCGGAGAGAAUGCUAGCGUGAAGGUCUCCAUUGAAAUUGAAGGGUUUCAACUGCCAGUUACUUUCACAUGUGAUGUGAGUUCUACUGUAGAAAUCAUCAUAAUGCAAGCCCUUUGCUGGGUCCACGAUGACUUAAAUCUAGUAGAUGUUGGUGACUAUGUUCUGAAAGUUUGUGGUCAAGAGGAAGCGCUGCAGAAUAAUCAUUGCCUUGGAAGUCAUGAACAUAUUCAAAACUGUCGAAAAUGGGAUUCAGAAAUUAAACUACAGCUCUUAACCUUCAAUGCCAUGUGCCAAAAUUUGGCUCGAACUGCAGAGGAUGAUGAAACACCUGUGGAUUUAAACAAACACCUUCAGCAAAUAGAGAAACCUUACAAAGAAGUCGUGACAAGACACCCCAUUGAAGAACUGUUAGAUGCUUAUCACAACCAAGUGGAACUGAUUCUUCAACUGGAGAACCAGCACCGAGCUGUAGAUCAGGUAAUUAAAGCUGUAAGAAAAAUCUGCAGUGCUUUGGAUGGUGUCGAGACUCUUGCCAUUACCGAAUCAAUAAAGAGGCUAAAGAGAGCAGUUAAUCUUCCACGGAGUAAAAGUUCUGGCGUGACUUCAUUGUCUGGAGAAGGAGACAGUAGCAGGAAUUCAUCCCAGGGCUCAACGAACCCUGAAAAUCCUAUUCAAAUAAGCCUGGACCAGUUAACAGCAGCAAUUUAUGAUCUUCUCAAACUCCAUGCCAAUUCUGGUUGGAAUCCUGCAGAUUGUGCCCAGAGUGACAGAAAUGUCAAGGAAGCAUGGACCACCACAGAACAACUCCAGUUUACUGUUUUUGCUGCACAUGGGAUUUCAAGUAACUGGGUAUCAAAUUACGAAAAAUACUACUUGAUAUGUUCCCUGUCUCACAAUGGAAAGGAUCUUUUUAAACCUAUUCAAUCAAAGAAGGUUGGCACUUAUAAGAAUUUCUUCUAUCUUAUUAAAUGGGAUGAACUAAUCAUUUUUCCCAUCCAGAUAUCACAGUUGCCAUUAGAAUCACUUCUUCACCUCACUCUUUUUGGAAUUUUAAAUCAAAGCAGUGGAAGUUCCCCUGACUCUAAUAAGCAGAGGAAGGGACCAGAAACUUUGGGCAAAGUUUCUUUACCUCUUUUUGACUUUAAGCGGUUUUUAACAUGUGGAACUAAGCUUCUGUAUCUUUGGACUUCAUCACAUACGAAUCCUGUUUCUGGAACAAUUCCCAAAAAAGGAUAUGUGAUGGAAAGAAUAGUGUUACAGGUUGAUUUUCCUUCUCCUACAUUUGACAUCAUUUAUACUACUCCACAAGUUGACAAAAGUAUCAUGCAGCAACACAACUUAGAAACACUGGAGAAUGAUAUCAAAGGAAAACUUCUUGAUAUUCUUCACAGAGACUCAUCUUUUGGACUUUCUAAAGAAGAUAAGGCAUUUUUAUGGGAUAAACGUUAUUAUUGUCUAAAACAUCCAAAUUGUCUUCCUAAAGUACUAGCAAGUGCCCCAAACUGGAAAUGGGCUAAUCUUAAGAAAACAUACACAUUGCUUCAACAGUGGCCUCCACUGCACCCAUUGACUGCAUUCGAGCUUCUCGAUUCAAAAUUUGCCGAUCAGGAAGUGAGGUCUCUGGCUGUGAACUGGAUUGAGGCCAUUAGUGAUGAUGAGCUUACAGAUCUUCUUCCACAAUUUGUACAGGCUUUGAAAUAUGAAAUUUAUCUGAAUAGUUCUUUAUUACGCUUUCUUCUGUCCAGAGCUUUGGGAAAUAUACGUAUAGCACACAGUUUAUAUUGGCUUCUCAAGGAUGCACUGCAUGACGCACACUUUGGAGCUCGGUAUGAGCUUGUUUUGGGUGCUCUACUCUCAGUAGGAGGAAAAAGACUCAGAGAAGAACUUUUGAAGCAGACAAAACUUGUGCAGCUUUUAGGAGGAGUAGCAGAGAAAGUAAGGCAAGCUAGUGGAUCUACCAGACAGGUGGUUCUCCAAAGAAGUAUGGAAAGAGUACAGACCUUUUUCCAAAAAAAUAAAUGCCGUCUCCCUCUAAAUCCAAGUCUUGUGGCAAAAGAAUUAAAUAUUAAGUCUUGUUCCUUCUUCAGUUCUAAUGCUGUGCCCUUGAAAGUUGCAAUGGUAAAUGCUGAUCCGUUGGGGGAAGAAAUCAAUGUCAUGUUUAAGGUUGGUGAAGAUCUUCGGCAGGAUAUGUUAGCUUUACAGAUGAUAAAGAUUAUGGACAAGAUCUGGCUUAAAGAGGGACUAGAUUUGAGGAUGGUUAUUUUCAAAUGUCUCUCUACUGGCAGAGAUCGAGGCAUGGUGGAGCUUGUUCCUGCUUCAGAUACUCUCAGGAAAAUCCAAGUGGAAUAUGGUGUGACAGGAUCCUUUAAAGAUAAGCCCCUUGCAGAGUGGCUGAGAAAAUACAAUCCCUCUGAAGAGGAAUAUGAAAAGGCAUCUGAGAAUUUUAUCUAUUCUUGUGCUGGGUGCUGUGUAGCCACCUAUGUUUUAGGCAUCUGUGAUCGACACAAUGACAAUAUAAUGCUGCGAAGCACAGGACACAUGUUCCACAUUGACUUUGGGAAGUUUUUGGGCCAUGCACAGAUGUUUGGUAGCUUCAAAAGGGAUCGGGCUCCAUUCGUACUGACCUCUGAUAUGGCAUAUGUCAUCAAUGGGGGUGAAAAGCCUACCAUUCGUUUCCAGUUGUUUGUGGACCUCUGCUGUCAGGCCUACAACUUGAUAAGAAAACAGACAAACCUCUUUCUAAACCUCCUUUCACUGAUGAUUCCUUCAGGGUUACCAGAACUUACAAGUAUUCAGGAUUUAAAAUAUGUUAGAGAUGCCCUUCAGCCACAAACUACAGAUGCAGAAGCUACUAUUUUCUUUACCAGGUUGAUUGAAUCCAGUUUGGGAAGCAUCGCCACGAAGUUUAACUUCUUCAUUCACAACCUUGCUCAGUUGCGUUUUUCUGGUCUUCCUUCUAAUGAUGAGCCCAUUCUUUCAUUUUCACCAAAAACAUUCUCCUUUAGACAAGAUGGUCGAAUCAAGGAAGUCUCUGUUUUCACUUACCAUAAGAAAUACAAUCCAGAUAAACAUUAUAUUUAUGUGGUUCGAAUUUUGAGGGAAGGACAGCUUGAACCAUCGUUUGUGUUCCGGACAUUUGACGAGUUUCAGGAGCUUCACAAUAAGCUCAGUAUUAUUUUCCCUCUCUGGAAGCUUCCAGGCUUUCCCAAUAGGAUGGUUCUCGGAAGAACACACAUAAAAGAUGUAGCAGCCAAAAGAAAAAUUGAGUUAAACAGUUAUUUGCAGAGUUUGAUGAGUGCCUCAACAGAUGUAGCAGAGUGUGAUCUAGUUUGUACUUUUUUCCACCCUUUACUUCGUGACGAGAAAGCUGAAGGAAUAGCUAGAUCUGCAGGUGCAGGGCUCUUCAGUCCUACUCCAGGCCAGAUAGGAGGAGCAGUGAAAUUAUCUGUCUCUUACCGAAAUAACACUCUUUUCAUCAUGGUGAUGCACAUCAAAGAUCUUGUUACUGAAGAUGGCGCUGACCCAAAUCCAUACGUCAAAACAUACCUGCUUCCAGAUCCCCAUAAAACGUCCAAACGUAAAACCAAAAUUUCACGAAAGACUCGGAACCCAACAUUCAAUGAGAUGCUUGUGUACAGUGGAUACAGUAAAGAAACUCUAAGACAGAGAGAACUUCAACUAAGUGUACUCAGUGCGGAAUCUCUGCGAGAGAAUUUCUUCUUGGGUGGAAUAACACUGCCUUUGAAAGAUUUCAAUCUGAGCAAAGAAACGGUGAAGUGGUAUCAGCUGGCAGCAGCAACAUAUUUAUAAGCUAGUGAAUUUCUGGGCUUUGGAAGCAAGAACAGUUAUAACCAUGUGCACAUAUGGAUACUUGUGAACUUUGUAUAGUAUUUUUAUACUUGGACAGAAACCAUAAAGUAAAAGUACUUGCUGCAUUUCAGUACAUCUGUUGGACCAACAGUCACAUAACUUUGAUUGAUUCAUUUGUUCUGUUUUAAAACCAUUGCUGUUCUGUUUUAAAAAUCAAUAUGUAGAAUGCUGUAAAUCCUAUACUUAUAUAAUAUAUAAGUCCUGGAAAGACCUUGAGUUGGUGAAGAAUUUAAUCAUUUCUUUAACAAGAAAAAUAGCUUUAGUUUGGUCUGAUGUUACUGUCAGGUAUACCAUCUAUUUUGCAUUGUUUCAUCAAGACAAAGCACGUUUAUUUCCCUGUUCACCUUUCACAACCUUCACCACUGUAUAUGUUUGCGAACACCAAAGGAAAGAAGGUGCAGGUUGUUACCAGAAAAUACAGCUGCUAUUCACAGGGCUGGAGAGCAAAAGCACAAGUAGUAGACUGACUGCUAAAAACUACUAAGUAGUUCAUAGAAGUUAGGGAAAAAUAAUACUGCUUUUUAUUCAUGUCUUUAAAGCCUUUUUCAGAAGAAGUGCCAAUCACUGAAGUUGUAAAUAUUGGUGCCUUAACUUCUUAGAGUUCCUUGGCACUUCAGUCUGAUUUUUUUCCUUGACUUAAUCAUUAGAAAGUAGUUUUCACUUAAUGUCAACUUACAAAACCAAGAAACUCUAUAAAUAUUUACUGAUGCUUUUCUUUCAGAAAGAUCAGUUUCUCUAUUUCUGAUGUAUGAUUUCAUUAUUUAAACAAUCACCUAUUUAUAUAUAUAUUUUUUGUUACUCAGUAAUUGAAUGAGAUCCACUGAUGUGGCUGUACACUAAAUUUCACCAUUCCAUUGUAAUUCUACGUUUUUUUUUCCAGGAGUGUGAGUUUGAUGGUUUCACCUCCAUAUAUUUGUAUUCCACUCUCACUCAAUAUGUGAAAAUUGUUGAUCCACGUGCCCAUUCCUAUUUGCAAGGAAAAACACUAUGAGUAAGGCAGCUUCAUAAGAGACCUAGAAUAAAAAUUCUAGGGUCCAGAAGGAGUUUUAAUGUAGGAUUUUUGGUAAAGUUGUCUUGUAAACUCUCUUACUUGCAUUUGUUAAAUAUUGUGCAUUUAUAUGAAUUUCUUAAUGUAAUGGGAUUCAGAAUCAUAAAGGACAUUAUUGAAAUUAUGCUAACCAUUAAUGAGAUUCUUUUAUUUUUUGGUUACUUUAUACAGGUUUGUGUUCCUAUUGGAUAAACAUGUAGAUAUAAUAUUAAUUCUUGUGGUUAGACUAGAAAGCCACACAUUUUUUUUGUUUGUUUGGUUUUGGUGUUUUGGGCCACACCCAGCGGUGCUCAGGGGCUACUUCUGACACGGUGCUCAGGAGUUGCUCCCCACCAUGCUCGGGAUGCAGUGCCGGGGAUCAAGCUCGAGCCUCCAGCGUGCUUAGCAUGCACACGAGCCCUGUGAGCUAUCUCCGCGCUCCUAAAAGUCAGACCGUCUUUCAGUAGUAAUACAGAUCAUGGAGAUCUAGUUUUUGGGAGAUAAACUGACAAAACAGGCAAAGAUGAGUAGCAGGGGAGAAAGGACAAUCUCCAGUUCUGUUGCUUAAACAGAACUUUUAUGAACUGUGCAAAUAUUUAAAUGGUGAUAGCCCACAGAGCAGAAAUAAGAGUUGAGGAGGUAUCUAUGAGACAGGUUAAAAGGAAAAAAAAAAAAACUUGAAAUUUUUGGUGCCUAACACUAAUGGUCCAUUUGUAGAAGACCCUGUGAGUAUGAUACAUGAAUGUCUUUUAUUUUUAAUGUUAAAUGUGUUGUCUAUUUAAUAAGUUAAUUAAAAUGCAAAUCAAAGUACCACCAUUUAUUUGCUUUUUACAGUUAACAUUUCCUUAAAGUGUGUAAGUAGCUUUGCAAAUGUAAAGAAUACUAGUUGGUUUUUUUUACCUAAGAUUUCAAACCUAAUUCCAUUCCAUAAGUUGUCACUUAGCCACUGUAAAAAAAAAUAGGUAUAAAAUAGGAAAGCAAGACAGUUCUUGGUAA